CUCUCUCUCUCUCUCUCUCUCUCUCUCUCUCUACUCUGCUUCCUGCACUUGUUCUGGGCCCGGCGUUCUGCGAGGUGGUGAGCUGCCUGCGCGUUUCCUCUUUGGAUCGCCACUCAUUCGGAGGGAGGACGUGAGGAGCAGCCAUCCCCCCCCCCCGCGCGCUACGCUCCAGCCAGCAGUCCACACACCCACCCCUACGCCCAGCGCUGCGCCCUCACAGCCCCCAGUGCUAGCCCGCGCUCCGCGGACGUGCCGACAGGAUGAUUGCCGCCCAGCUCCUGGCGUACUACUUCACCGAGCUGAAGGAUGACCAGCUCAAAAAGAUCGACAAGUACCUGUACUCCAUGCGCUUCUCGGAUGAGACGGUGCGUGACAUCAUGACCCGCUUCCGGCGGGAGAUGCAGAACGGGUUGGGCCGCGACACCAACGCCACCGCCACUGUCAAGGUCAAGAUGCUGCCCACCUUCGUCAGGUCCAUCCCCGACGGCUCAGAGAAGGGGGACUUCCUGGCCCUGGACCUAGGGGGGUCCAACUUCCGGAUUCUGCGGGUCAAGGUGACCCGGGACAAGAAGCAGCCGGUUCAGAUGGAAAGCCAGGUGUACGAAACGCCCGACGACAUCAUCCACGGCAGCAGCACGCGGCUGUUCGACCAUGUUGCCGACUGCCUGGGGGACUUCAUGGAGAAGCAAAACAUCAAGGACAAGAACCUUCCAGUUGGCUUCACCUUCUCCUUCCCCUGUGCCCAGACCAAACUGAACGAGGCCGUCCUCGUCACCUGGACCAAGAAGUUCAAGGUGAGCGGGGUGGAGGGCAUGGACGUGGUGAAGCUCCUCAACAAAGCCAUCAAGAAACGAGGGGACUACGAGGCGGACAUCAUGGCGGUGGUCAACGACACCACGGGCACCAUGAUGACCUGCGGGUUCGACGACCAGCGAUGUGAAGUGGGCAUCAUCAUAGGCACAGGAACCAACGCCUGCUACAUGGAGGAGCUGCGCCACAUGGACCUGGUGGAGGGAGACGAGGGCCGCAUGUGCAUCAACACCGAGUGGGGCGCGUUCGGGGACGACGGCUCCCUGGAGGACAUCCGCACAGAGUUCGACCGCGAGAUCGACCGCGGCUCCUUAAACCCCGGGAAGCAGCUGUUCGAGAAGAUGGCCAGCGGGAUGUACAUGGGGGAGCUGGUGCGUCUCAUCCUGGUGAAGAUGGCCAAGGAGAGCCUGCUGUUCGAGGGCCGCAUCACCCCGGAGCUCCUGACCAAAGGCACCAUCGAGACCAAGCACGUCUCAGCCAUCGAGAAGAGCAAGGAGGGUCUGAAGAAGUGCAUGGAGAUCCUGACCCGGCUGGGCGUGGAGCCCUCAGACGAGGACUGCCUGGCCGUGCAGCACGUGUGCACCAUCGUGUCCUUCCGCUCGGCCAACCUGGUGGCCGCGACCCUGGGGGGCAUCCUGCUCAGGCUCAAAGAGAACAGGGGGGGGAUGCGCCUCCGGACCACUGUGGGCAUUGACGGAUCCCUCUACAAAAUGCACCCCCAAUACGCCCGGCGUCUCCACAAGACGGUGCGGCGCUUGGUGCCCGAGACCGACGUGCGCUUCCUGCUCUCAGAGAGCGGGAGUGCGAAGGGCGCGGCCAUGGUGACGGCGGUGGCCUACCGCCUGAGCGACCAGGCCCGGCAGAUCCAGCAGACGCUGGCCGAGUUCAGGCUGACCAAGGCCCAGCUGCUGGAGGUGAAGAAGCGCAUGCGGACGGAGAUCGAGAGAGGCCUGAAGAAGGAGAGCCACGAGGAGGCCACGGUGAAGAUGCUGCCCACCUUCGUCAGGAGCACGCCGGACGGGACAGAAAAUGGAGAUUUCCUGGCUCUGGACCUUGGAGGGACCAACUUCCGCGUUCUGCUGGUGAAGAUCCGCAGUGGGAAGAGGAGAACGGUGGAGAUGCACAACAAGAUCUACGCAAUUCCUAUAGAAGUCAUGCAGGGCACUGGAGAAGAGCUUUUCGACCACAUCGUGUUCUGCAUUUCCGACUUCCUGGACUACAUGGGCAUGAAGAGCGCCCGCCUGCCCCUUGGGUUCACCUUCUCCUUCCCCUGCCACCAGACCAGUCUGGACGCAGGAAGGCUGGUGAACUGGACUAAAGGUUUCAAAGCCACCGACUGUGUGGGUGAAGACGUGGUGGAGCUUCUGCGCGAGGGAAUCAAAAGGAAAGAGGAGUUUGAGCUGGACGUUGUUGCCAUAGUGAACGACACCGUGGGAACCAUGAUGACCUGUGCCUACGAAGAACCCACCUGUGAGGUGGGGCUCAUCGCAGGGACCGGCAGCAACGCGUGCUACAUGGAGGAGAUGAGGAACAUUGAGUCUGUGGAGGGCAACGAGGGCCGCAUGUGCGUCAACAUGGAGUGGGGCGCGUUCGGGGACAACGGCUGUCUGGACGACAUCCGGACGCAGUACGACCGUGCCGUCGACGAGAACUCACUCAACGAGGGCAAGCAGAGGUAUGAGAAGAUGUGCAGCGGCAUGUACCUGGGGGAGAUCGUCAGGAACAUCCUCAUCGACCUCACCAGGCGCGGCUUCCUCUUCCGGGGCCAGAUCUCCGAGACGUUGAAGACCCGUGGGAUCUUCGAGACCAAGUUCCUGUCCCAGAUCGAGAGUGACCGUCUGGCCCUGCUCCAGGUGAGGGCCAUCCUGCAGGGUCUGGGUCUGGACAGCACCUGCGACGAUAGUAUCAUCGUGAAGGAGGUGUGUGGGUCCGUGUCUCGCCGCGCCGCGCAGAUCUGCGGAGCCGGCAUGGCCGCCGUGGUGGACAAGAUCCGGGAGAACCGCGGGCUGGACCACCUGGACAUCACCGUGGGGGUGGACGGAACGCUCUACAAGCUCCACCCACACUUCUCAAGGAUCUUCCACCAGACAGUGAAGGACCUGGCCCCGAAGUGCGACGUCAACUUCCUGCUGUCGGAGGACGGGAGCGGGAAGGGGGCGGCACUCAUCACCGCCGUGGGCUGCCGUCAGCGGGAACAGGAAGCCCAGCAGCACUAAGUCGAGAAACAGUCACCAUCACCCUGCCUCCCCCCUCAACAUCCACCCAGCUCCCUGCCUCCCCCCUCUCACCAUCACCCACCCUCCCUCCCUCCUCUCACCCUCACCCACCCUCCCUCCCUCCUCUCACCCCCCCUUGUGUGCAUGUGUCUCGCCUCCUCUAUCUCUCUGUCUCUUUCUCUGUGUGUCUCUCCCUCACCGUCUCUCUUGCCCCUUUUCUCUCUCGCUUCCUGUCUGCAUCCCUCUCCCCCUCUCUGUCUCCAUCAACUCGCCCAUGGCAGCCGUGACUCUGACUCGGCCCCUUCAACUAUGCCUCAGCCCUUUCCACAGGAAGAGCUAUCCGUGCAUACAGGGCAGAAUGAUUGCUACUACAGAUAUCCAAAUUAAAGCUUCAUAUUUAUUUAUACUGCACCAGCCAUUAUUAGUUCGUCCCUUGUACAUUUUACUUUAUCGCUUGUUGUUCAUAGUAUAAAUCUAAACGUAGGUGUGCAAUGUUUGUGUAUUGACAAUUGUAUUUUUAUAUUGAGGACAAAAUAUAUAUAUAUAUAUAUAUAUAUAUUUAUAUAUAUAUAUAUAUAAUUGUAUUUAUAUAGCAAAUGUCACUUUGAAUCCCAGGGGAUGUGAGGGUUUGCACCACGGAUAUGAAAGAGGAACAACAAUUUGGUUCUCUUUACUUUUGACGCGAUCAGUAGAGGGUGGUCUAGAUUGAACACGGGGGGGGGGGGGGCGUCUUGUCUUGUGAUCUGAGAACCUUAAAGUGGUUCCAGAAAGGGCUCACUGCAUGGGGCAGAAUACAGGGUCACGGCUGCAGGUCCGUCCUCGUCUGAUGUCCAACGCGCAGCUCAACUGCGUGCUAGCCCACUAACACAUCCUCUGCCUCCAUGUCCAAGCUUCUCAAAUUAAGUCUAUGUUCUGGUCGCUGAAUCCACGCUCACCCAUUUUAGAUGUUGUGUUAACCACCAGGUCCUUGCAUAAUGGAACCAUAAAUGUUUUUGGGGGCACCCCCUCCUGAGAAGACAGGGGAUUCCCAGCGUGUUUUGUAUGUGUGUUUGUUGCAGAGCAUUGGAGUGUCCUUUACUGUGAAAUAACACGUAUAGCUUUGACUGUCCACACUGCCCACCAGCCUGCAUGCCUUACAUCACCUCUUCGAUCAACACCCGUUCCUUUUAGUCGUUGUUGUUUAUAACACCAGUAUUGAUUCGUGAUCAAAACGUUGAAGUGAAUUCAUUAAAACAAUAUUUUGUUGUGAUGUCAA
This is a messenger RNA of Gadus macrocephalus (Pacific cod), 4281 nucleotides long. Its product is annotated as hexokinase-1-like. Gene Ontology annotation, molecular function: ATP binding; mannokinase activity; fructokinase activity. Gene Ontology annotation, cellular component: mitochondrion; cytosol. Lineage: Eukaryota; Metazoa; Chordata; Actinopteri; Gadiformes; Gadidae. Gene Ontology annotation, biological process: glycolytic process; intracellular glucose homeostasis; glucose 6-phosphate metabolic process. The coding region runs from base 261 to 3026 and encodes 921 amino acids. The record is from RefSeq and is a predicted model, not a curated record. The transcript has 18 exons.